AUGUCAGCCAAUCAAGAAUCAACAAGCACCACAUCGGGUCACAGUAGUAAUCCACAUGUUUCUCACCAACCAGGUGAGAAACCAGCGGAAUCUUUGAAGCCAGCUGGCGGUGUCAGUACUGAAGGUAAUCGUGAAUUAACUGGCGGGACAACCCUACAUGGUAAAGAUUCAACAAAAGGCCACCAUCAACAAGGUGAAAAAUCAGCGGAGUCGUUGAAGCCAGCUGGCGGUGUUAGUACUGAAGGUAAUCGUGAAUCAACCGGUGGGGCCGUACAUGGGAAAGAUUCAUCAACAGGUCAUCACCAACAAACUGGAGUUCACGGAAGAACAGUUUAUACACAUGCUGCAGAAGGUGGAAGUCAUCAUGAUGUUAAAGACAAUGAUCAUAAACAUGAUGAUAAGAAUAAAAAGUAA
Molecule: messenger RNA, 414 nt
Organism: Didymodactylos carnosus
Lineage: Eukaryota; Metazoa; Rotifera; Eurotatoria; Philodinida; Philodinidae
Source: the annotation of a GenBank genome assembly